AUGGCACAGAGGUUCCAGCUAGCACACUCUUUGUCUCUAUGGAUCUGUGAUACUAUGGAUAUUUCUUCUCUUUUAGAUACUUUACAGCGGUGUCCUGAAGAAAUAAUUCUAUCUAUAUUCGAUUUUUUACCAUCAUCUUACAUAUCCCAAUUCUUUCUACACUACAAUGCAUUUUUCAGACAAUUAGUAAUCCAGAACUACUACUCCAAUGAACUACAUGUAGUAUUAUCGCCUACAAGGCGACCCCACCAUUGCAUUGAUAAUGAUAUACAGAGAAAGGAGCUUGUAGAUUUCAAUAGCUAUGUAGAAAUUGACGAUUUCCUCACGGAAAACCCUGAUAUCAAUCCUCAAAGGUUGAUAAUAAUCACUGGUGGAGAUUUUAGAUCAUUAGAAACGUUAUUGUUGAAAUAUAGAGAUCGAUUCACCAACAAAAUACUGGAACUACAAUUCCAAAUUGAAAAAUACGAGCCGACAAUUAGCGAUUUGCAAUUAAUAAGUGAAUUCCGUGGUAACUUGACUAAAUUACAGUUUACUCAGCUAGAGUUCCUGGCAUUAAAAAAAUCUCCAACAUUUCUCUACAACUUACAAAACUUAAACCAAUUCGUAUUAUUGGGUCAUAAAAUAUACAAUUGGUCUAAAUUGAAAACCGUAUUGCCUCCGAAUUUGCAGCAAUUGGAUAUUUCUUGGAAUGAUGAGUCCAAUAUGUCACUGCAGUUGCAAUUGCCCGAGAGCGUGACUGACUUAUACUGGAACCAAGCUGGUGUUGAUGAUCGUAUAUUGAACACCAAACGGUUCCCGCUGCAUUUAAAGACCUUGAUGUUAACGUAUAAUAGUAUAUCCACCAUAGAUCUUGGAUCGUUGCCUCAAACAUUGGAAACGAUCGACUUACUGUACAACUGUAUAAAUACAUUCGUAGAGGGAAGCGAUUGGCCUCCCUUACUCAGAUCUAUUUUGUUAUCACAUAAUCUUAUUAAUGAUGAUACACUUGAAUUACUACAAAGUUGCCAAUGGCCAACUAAUUUGAAGAAUUUGAGACUUGAUAACAACCCGUUUACCACUUUGAAAGAUUUAACAAAUUUGCCUAAUUCCAUUGAGUACCUAGACCUAUCGCAAACAAGAUUGACUAGUUUGAAUGUUUUACUGGACAGAGAGAGGCGGACAGAGAACCAGAAUCACGUAGAAUACUCAUAUUUUAAAUUCCCCGUGUAUUUGGAAACAUUGAAUCUAAGUAAUAGUGAAUCUCUACAAUUCGAUGAAAAGGAUAGAAUACAGUUCCCCAAGCGGCUAUUAAACUUGAAUCUAGAUGAAUGCAAAAUUGAGAGAUUAGAUUGUUUCAGUUUCCCAGAUUCGUUAUCCAAAUUGUCGCUUUGUGGAAACAACAUUCAGAAUUUGAAUUCAUACGAAGACGUUUCGUCCGGCUCGGGUACAAACUCUUGGACUUGGUCCAAAUUGGUCAAUUUAUCACAUUUGGAACUUUACUUGAAUAAGAUUCAAACGCUAGAGAAUUGGUUUCCACCUUUACAAUUGAAAUAUGUCGAUUUAGGUAAAAAUCAACUAGAUUCACUAUCCAUGGAAAACACGCCAAUUUUUCAAUUUCAACAUUGUCAACACUUGAAGUUGCAGAAUUUAAGAUUAGAGAUUAAUAAUAUCUCAAGACUUGAUGAUCGCAUCGUCCUACCGCCGUACUUGCGGAAUUUGCUGUUGAAGGACAAUUCUCUACUGGGGGAAAUCAAUAUACCUGCAUCGUUUGUGAAUGGUUGUCAAUUGGAAAAUUUGGACUUGAGUGACAACUCCAUUGAGAAGUUGUCAUUCUCCCCGACCACGACUGUCCAAGGAGAAGUGAAUUGUAACUUGAGAUCGCUAAAUCUAACGAGGAACUUGAUCUUGAAACAGGGCAAGAACAAUGAAACACUCAAGAUGUUUUAUGAUGAUAUCGAGAACGGUUUGGGUUUGAAGGUGAGUAAGAGGAAAGCGAAUGUGAAUAGUUUGCACGAAUUUUCAGUUGCGGCAUAG
Messenger RNA from Dujonia railenensis, 2013 nucleotides. The record is from the annotation of a GenBank genome assembly. Lineage: Eukaryota; Fungi; Ascomycota; Pichiomycetes; Serinales; Debaryomycetaceae.